Molecule: messenger RNA, 1545 nt
Organism: Odocoileus virginianus texanus
Lineage: Eukaryota; Metazoa; Chordata; Mammalia; Artiodactyla; Cervidae
Gene: LRRC14B
Product: leucine rich repeat containing 14B
Cellular component (GO): cytoplasm
Source: RefSeq, a predicted model, not a curated record
AUGGACACCAUGCAGUCGCUGCGCUUCAUCUCCGCGGAGGCCCUGGUGUCCCACCCCCCGGGGGCCCAGCAGAGCCUGGACGCCGUGGCCCACAAUCUAUAUCCACUGCUCUUCAAAGCCAGCUACCUGCUGGAGCAGUCCGCUGUGAUCCGCCUUCUGCUGGAGCGCUGGCCGCUGGAGGAGUUCCGGCUGGGCCCUCUGCUGGGUCCGAGUGCAGACCAUGCGGGGGACCUGCGGGACCGGGCCUGCCGGGCCUGCCUGGAGGCCUGCGUGCACGGCCUGGCCGACCAUUUGCUCCAGGGUGGGGGCCGCCGGCGGCUGCGGGUGGCCGACCUCACGGGCAUCCGAGAUGUGCAGGUGCAGAGGUGCCCCUGUGGGCGGGCACUGGGCAGGUGGGGCCGGACAGAGCUGCUGGCCAGGACCUGCUGUGAGCUGCAGUCGCAGCCCUGCGCCGCCCGGCACCCCGUUGAGGUCCUGGCCGAUGUCUUCAUCACUGCGGGCAACUUUGAGGUAGUGGCACGUGCCCUGGGCCCGGUGGGCCCCAGCCCUCUGCGCGUGCGCUGCCUCUCACUGCGGGCAGAUAGCCUGGACCCCGGGCAGCUGCUGCACGUGCUGCGCCUGGCAGGGCCUCGCGAGCUGCGCCGUCUGGAGGUGGUGCACAACGUGCGUCUGCACGCGGGCCAUGUGCAGCAACUUCUGGCCCAGGGGGGCUUCCCGCGGCUGGUCUCGCUCACCCUGCCCGCCAAGGCCUUUGACGCACCCCCAGCCGGCACCCCCGCCCCCGACAGCAGGGAGCCACUGCUCGCCUCCAUCUCCCAGGCACUCAGUGGGAUGACGCAGCUCACAGAGCUGCACGUGGCCUUCUCCACGCUGACCGGGAAGCUGCAGACACUGCUUGGCCCCCUCCGGACGCCACUGAGAGUGCUGGACGUGGGCAACUGCGCCCUGAACCACGAGGACAUGACCUUCUUGGCGAACUGCAUCCACGCAGCCCACCUGGAGGUGCUGGACCUCAGUGGGCAUUGCCUGGUGGACCUGUUCCCUGCCACCUUCCACCGGCUGCUGGGCCAGGCCGCCCCCACGCUAAGGGCCCUGACCCUGGAGGAGUGCGGCCUCGAGGACCGGCACGUGGGCGCGCUGAGCCUGGCGCUGGGCACCUGCCGCCGGCUGCAGGAGCUGCGCUUCCUGGGGAACCCGCUGUCGGGCCGCGCGCUCCGGCGCCUCUUCGCCGCGCUCUGCGAGCUCCCCCGGCUGCGGUGCGUGGAGUUCCCGGUGCCCCGGGACUGCUACCCCGAGGGCAGCGCCUACCCCCAGGACGAGCUGGCCAUGUCCAAGUUCGACCAGCAGAAAUACGACGCCAUUGCGGCAGACCUGCGCGCGGUGCUGCAGCGCGCCGGCCGGGACGACAUCCAGGUCUCCACACCCCUCUUUGGGAGUUUCGACCCGGACAUUCAGGAAACCAGCAAUGAACUCGGAGCUUUCUUGCUGCAAGCUUUCAAAACCGCUCUAGAAAACUUCUCCAGAGUGCUGAAGCAGAUGGAGUAG